This is a messenger RNA of Rotaria sordida, 1338 nucleotides long. NCBI's taxonomy places the organism in Eukaryota, Metazoa, Rotifera, Eurotatoria, Philodinida, Philodinidae. The record is from the annotation of a GenBank genome assembly.
AUGACAACAACGACAGAACUUUCGUUGACUACUUCAUCCAAGCGUCGACGAAUUAUGAUUAUCACCGGUGAUGAAGAUGUUCUUAAACAGAUUCGACUUGGUGGUAUGACACCGGAAGUCGAACCCAUCGUAGUCGAAUUUAAUGAUGCUACUCAAAACACUUCUCAUUUAACGGCUGAAAUGCAAGCAUCAGUAAACCAGAAAAAGUCGAAUCCAAGAACAUUGACAUGUGUCGUCUGUGGUGGAACAGCACAUGGUUAUAAUUUUGAUGCAAUUACUUGUGCAAGUUGUAAAGCAUUCUUUCGUCGUAAUGCGUAUAAAGAUCCGGAAGAGCUCAAAUGUGAAGGUAAUCAUGAUUGUCAAAUCAAUUUUGCAUUACCACGUCGUUGCUCAGCAUGUCGUCUAAUCAAAUGUCUCAAUAGUGGAAUGCGACGAGAUCGACUUUUGACUGAUCAACAACGAGCAGAUAGACGUCAAAAAAUUGAAGAAAAUCGACGAGUCACAUUAAAUUCGCCUAGAAAUCAAUCUGUACCAUCGUCGCCGAUGAUUACAAAUCAUUCUCCUAUUAAUUCGACUUCAUCUAUGCCAGUAACUCGAACUCUUCUCACUGUUGAAGAGCAACAACAUAUUGAAAAUAUUCAACGCUUCUAUCAAAAACGUAUCGAUAUAGCGGCUGACAAUGGUUUACCAUGGAACCCUUCGAUGGCUGGAACGUCUCUAUUACAAUGUAUUAAUUGUAGCUCAGUUACAGCCCUACGAUUAUUAUCGUUUUUCAAGCAAAUACCUGAUUUUGUUCAACUCAAUAUCGAUGAUAAAAUGACUUUGAUCAAAUAUAAUCUUAUACCGAUCUUUAUUUUAAAUGCUUCACUAUGCUAUAAAUUAGACGCAGAACAAUUUAUUGAAGCCGAUUCUGAUGCACCAUGUGAUGCAAAAGAUAUUCAAAAGUAUCAUGGCAUUGAUUUAUCCUUGAAACUUAAAAAGAUUGUUAGUGCAUUAUGUAAGAUAGGCCAGUUUGAUGAACGUAUUAUUCAACUUUCGUUAGUAAUUCUUCUAUACACGAAAGGUUUUUCGACUAUGAACAGUGAAAAUGAACCAAUAUUGAAUGAUGGAAUGACUGUUUUUCGGGUACAAAGUUACUAUGCAGAACUUUUAUGGAAAUAUUUAGAAAUGAAUCAUGGAUCGAAUAAAGCUCUUCGUAUAUUCAAUACGCUCGUCUCUCAUUUUGUUGCAAUACAAAAUCUCAAUCGAGCACUGUACAAUAAUUUACAAGAUACUUUGUCGCCUCUCGAUAUCGAACAUAUGUUACCAAUAAUGAAAACACUUCUAUUAUUUUCAUAA